Molecule: messenger RNA, 408 nt
Organism: Mesorhabditis belari
Lineage: Eukaryota; Metazoa; Nematoda; Chromadorea; Rhabditida; Rhabditidae
Source: the annotation of a GenBank genome assembly
AUGUCUUCAGGAGAUGUGGCUGAAAUCGAUCGAAAAGCCUGUGAGCAAGCGAUGGUUUUACUCAAUUUAUAUCAUGAGGUGAUUGACCGUAAAAGAGAAUGCUUAGAACAAAUGUAUCACGACAAUGCAAGUCUGAUUUGGAAUGGAAAUCCCGUUAAUGGAGCCGAAGCAAUAAAAAACUAUCUUCAAGCAAUCCCUGACACCGAGCACAACGUUCAAUCAAUCGAUGUUCAAAAGCUUUCUCCUCUUGCCUCACAAACACUCGGUGGUGAAUGUAUGACAGCGAACAUUGGCGGUUCAGUAAUCGUUGGAGGAAUCGAGCACAAUUUUACUCAAUCUCUCGUUCUCAUUUUGGAUCCAAACGAUAAAAAGCCAAGGAUUCUCUCCGAUCGAUUCCGAUACGCUGAC